This is a messenger RNA of Vicia faba (fava bean), 1875 nucleotides long. The record is from the annotation of a GenBank genome assembly. NCBI's taxonomy places the organism in Eukaryota, Viridiplantae, Streptophyta, Magnoliopsida, Fabales, Fabaceae.
AUGAAGAGUGACACAACAGUAACAAAACUAGUAUCAAAUGGAUUAUACAAACAAGCCCUUCAACUCUAUUCUCACCUCCACGCUUCUUCUUCCUCCCACACUCCCAACUCCUUCACCUUCCCCAUUCUCCUCAAAGCAUGCUCCAAUCUACCUUCUCCUUCCUCUUCCCAAACCCAAAUCCUCCAUGCCCAUCUCUUCAAAACCGGUUUCCACUCCCACCCUCACACCUCCACCGCCCUCACCGCCUCCUACGCCGCCAACUCCCACUCUUUCCCAGACGCCCUCAAACUGUUCGACGAAAUGCCUCAACCAACUAUCACCGCAUUCAACGCUGCACUUUCUGGACUCUCCCGAAAUGGGCCUUCCGGUCAAGCUUUUGGGCUUUUCCGUGAAAUUGGGCUUCGGAAUCUUAGGCCUAAUUCUGUAACCAUAGCGUCUUUACUCGUCGCACGUGAUGUAAAAAAUGAAAGUCAGGUGCGGCAGGUUCAUUGCUUGGCGCUCAAGUUAGGAGUUGAAGCUGAUGUUUAUGUUUCAACUUCGCUGGUCACUGGUUAUUCGAAAUGUGGGGUUUUGAUUUCUUCGUAUAAGGUUUUUGAAAAUUCGCACGUGAAAAAUGUUGUUAGUUACAAUGCUUUUAUGUCGGGGUUGUUGCAAAACGGGUUUCCGAAUCUUGUUUUUGAUGUUUUUAAGGAUAUGAUGAUGAGUUUGGAGGGAAAACCGAAUUUGGUGAGUUUGGUGUCUGUUUUUACAGCAAUUGGUACCCUUUUGAAUAUUCGUUUGGGGAAGCAGGUUCAUGGGCUUAGUAUGAAACUAGAAGCUUGUGAUCAUGUUAUGGUGGUGACUGCACUUGUUGAUAUGUAUUCGAAAUGUGGUUGUUGGGGUUUUGCUUUUGAUGUCUUUAAUGGAAGUGAAAAGAGGAACUUGAUCACUUGGAAUGCUAUGAUUGCGGGGAUGAUGAUGAAUUCAGAGAGUGAGAGGGCUGUUGAAGUGUUUGAGAGAAUGGUGGAUGAAGGGGUUUUGCCUGAUUCAGCAACAUGGAACUCUUUGAUUUGUGGGUUUGCACAAAAAGGGGUGUGUGUGGAUGCUUUUAAGUACUUAAGGAAAAUGCAAUGUGUUGGUGUGGCUCCAUGUUUGAAGAUUGUGACUAGUCUUUUGUCUGUGUGUGCUGAUUCAUCUGUGUUGCGAAGUGGGAAAGAGAUACAUGGGUAUGCUUUGAGAAUAUGUGUUGAUACGGAUGGGUUUUUGGCAACUGCUUUGAUUGACAUGUAUAUGAAAUGUGGGUGUGUUUCAUUGGCACGUUGUGUUUAUGAUCAGUUUGAUGCAAAACCAGAUGAUCCUGCAUUUUGGAAUGCACUGAUAGGAGGGUAUGGAAGGAAUGGAGAGUAUGAGUCUGCUUUAGAAUUCUUUGAUGAAAUGUUGGAUGAAAUGGUUCAACCAAAUAGGGUAACAUUUGUUAGUGUUCUAUCUGCUUGUAGUCACAGUGGUCAAGUUGAGAGAGGAUUACAUGUUUUCAGAAUGAUUAAGGAGUAUGGUUUGGAUCCAACGCCUGAGCAUUUUGGUUGUGUUGUUGAUCUUUUGGGUCGAUCCGGUCGGUUGGGCGAAGCUCAAAAACUGGUGCAAGAAUUAGCAGAACCUUCUGCAUCUGUUUUUGAUUCUUUGCUUGGUGCAUGUAGGUCCUACUUAGAUUCCAAUCUUGGGGAAGAAAUGGCGAAGAAACUUCUUGAUAUGGAACCGGAAAAUCCAGCUCCACUUGUGAUUUUGUCUAACAUAUAUGCUGCAUUGGGAAGAUGGGGAGAAGUAGAAAGGAUAAGAGGGUUGAUCACUGAUAAAGGAUUGGAUAAACUCACUGGUGUUAGCAUGUUAGAAGUUGCAUGA